ACAUUACUCAUUCGUAAACUCUGCCCCAUACGAUGAAAGCUCAUGAUAAGUGACGCCCGCGAGAGAGGCACCCUGAGGACGGCAGGGAUUUCUCCGGCUCCCCGAUUUCCACGAGGGACCGGGCGGCGACGGGCAGGGCGGGGGCCGCGCGGCGCGCUGCUACCUACUGACCGAAAUAAGCGAAUAAAACACUAAGAUCAGACGCGGGGCGCAUCAAUCGCGAAACAGACACUCGCCCGGCAUCACGGCCCGCUCGCUUUGCUUUGCGUUACGGCUCUUACGCUACGGACGGCAACGCGCUCACUUGCUCCCCGACCGCGGCACGGCGCGAAUCACCACCGUCCGACCAGAAUCCAAUCGUGCAAACCCUUUUCGGACAUGUGUCGGUAACCGGACAGCUCGCAAGAUGGCUCGUGUGUUUCUCGUACUCCUUUCGGCGGCCCUGGCGCGCGCCCACGCCGUCCCUGGGGACGCCACCCCCGCACCCGCCCCCCUCGUCACAAUUGUAAAUUCUACGAAUAGUUUAAGUAGCGAUAGUUUAAGUAGUAGUUCUAGUGCUAGUGUAAGUUCCGAGGAUGGCAGUCGGCACGGGAAGUUCCUCAUCUCGUCGUCGGGCCCUGUGUCGAACGGGAUCCAGGACAAGCAGGACUUGGAGCUGGACGACCCUAGUUUAGCCUUCAACGGCAUUUACUCGGACUGCGUGCUCCAGCUGUCUUUCCCGUGCUUCCAGCGCAAGCUCCUAGUUUUCUUCGACCGGCUGGGACGCAUGAAAGCGUUCAACGUGCUGGGUAACUUCCUGUCGAUAGUGCGGCUGAAGCGAGACCUGAGCCCAGCGAUCAUGGAGGAGGAGCUGAAAGCGCGGCUGGCGUCGAACGAGGUGGAGGCGCAGACAGCACUGGGCGCCCUCAUGGAGCACACCCUCGACAAAUUCGUCGACAACCACGUGCUCAGGGUGAACCUCCCCUUCGGCAUGACCGCCGCCAUGGUCGACGAGAACUCCGCCGAGAGACGAUCGAGUUCCGGCAACAGCAUCGACAUCAACCUCGGACGGGCCCUUGGAGAAGGACGAGGGAAGAAGAAAAUGAAAAAGAUGAUGGGCACAAUGAUGAUGAUGAUAAUGGGCAAAAUGGCACUGAUGGGUCCCAUGAUGAUGAUGAUGAUCAAGAUCAAAGCCAUCAAGGCUCUGCUACUCAGUAAACUGGCUCUUGCUAUGAGCUUGCUCCAGCUCUUCAAAUCGAUGGGCAAAGGCAAAGGCGGUGGAGGUGGCGGCAGCGGAGGAGGAAAAGAGGUGAUAAUCGUGCACGACAACCACGGUGAUAGCGGCGGCGGCGGACACGGUGGUGGCGGAGGCGGCUACGGAGGUUCGGGCGGCGGCUGGGCUUCAGGCGGCGGAGGCGGCGGCGGAUGGGCAUCAGGCGGAGGCGGCUCCGGCUGGGCCUCGGGUGGAGGUGGCCACGGAGGCGGCGGCGGUGACAGCUACGCCGGUGGAGUCCACGCUGGAGGCGGAGAUGCCAAUUACGCCGGCAGCGACGCAGGACACGGAGGCGGUGGAGGCGGCUGGCCUGCGGGAGGCGGAGGCGGCGGUGGCUGGGGUAGGCGGAGCGGCUACGACGGGCCGCCACAGUGGAUGCUCACCUACAGGAAUAACUACAACCAGUACAAUGGCCAUGCCCAGAACGGAGCCCAGGAGUCCGAACACUAGUUUUCCUCGGAAAUGCCGAAGACAUUUCAGAAGAGGGGACAUAGCAGGAUUGGAGGCAACCAAUUAAGGGGCUCAGAGGACAAGGCGCAUAAGUACGGUUUUUGAUAUUUCGAGAAAUAAGUAUUUAAGUCUUCAACAUUACUUGGAGCCUAAUGGCAGAAGAAAGUUCAAGGUCAAGUUUUGAUGCUUAAAAAUUGGAUUUUACCAAUAAAUUUGUCUCAAAAUAUACUUCAAGACUAAUUUCGCAUGAAGUCACUAAUAUCUCAAUUUUUCAGAAACUGCACUUGGGCGCCUUGUCCUUCAAGCCCCUCAAUUGGACUGCAUUUUGCAGUUCGGAAUUAAAAUGUCUUACUCGAACGUAGAAACACAUAUGUCUAUAUGAAAACUAAUGGUACAUACGUUGUUUCUACACUGAGCCAGAAUUUGUAGUUCUGAAUUGCAAAAUGUUAGUUCAAUUACGUGUAGGAGUGAUGAAGAUGCUGAUUAUGAAGAUAGCUCUAGACUGAUCAAUCUAGACGGUUUUUUCUAUGAAGAGGAUGAUAUACUUCUUCAGAGUAUACCUAUAAAAUUCCACCAAGGACGAUCGAUUCGGACUCAAUUUUAAGGAGAAGAAAAUAAUUGCUUGAUCCAAUCAACUUGAAUCUUUACUAAGAGAAAAAUAAUGUAGCACUCUCAUUUCCGUUGCCUCUGACUAUCUAAAAUUAGAAGAACCGGUUGUGCUUUAGCUAAAAAAUUUGCUUGUCCUCUCUCCUGAAAUUUCAAUGAGAAAGACUCGGUAAAUACUAAAGAAAAAAAUCACAGGAAAGUCCUGCAAAUAGUCAAAAUUACUGAGCUUGAGGUGAGUUGGAGCUUAAAGUCCAGAGCGGAAUAUAAUUUUCUGUAAAUGUAUUCGAAUUUACUCCAUGACCUGUUUCCAGGCUCAGGAGUUCUUCAAUUUCAGAGUCUCCAACGUCUCACGGAGAAGAAUUUUGACAAUUGUAUUUUUCCUUGACCUCUUUCUUGAGCCAAUACUCAUUUUCUAUUUCGUGAUGACUAGUUUUAAGGAGGAGCUUCUUUCAGAAACGCAUUCUGUCAGCUGUUUAAAUUGAUUAACACAAUUAAAUGAAAUUUUGUCCCCUGUUUUUGUUAAAGCUCAAAUAGAAGAACUUGAGAUGUAGACCUCCUGACCCAAAUUGAAAUCAAAGGGAAUAGAGCAGAUCUACAACCUUGACCGAGAUUGUGUUCCUGAAGUAAGCCCCUCAAACCUCAAUUGCCGUUCCACCAACUUUUGUUUGAUCCCAGUGACUUUGUAUAGAAAAUCCUUUCUCAUAUGUUACAAAUAGAUGUACAGAAGACUUAGGGAGUUUUGAAAAGAAGUCUUCAACACCAAAUAAUAUGGUUGAAAAAAUGAAAGAAGAUUAUAUGAAUUUGAUAUAAAAGCACAACCGCCUAAAUCCUGGAGAAAAGUUUUUUUGAAAUCAUGCCCACCGCUGAAUUUGAUGAACUCAAUUGAUACCGAUUUUCUCGUAUUGUGGGCAUGAGAUUCUUUGAAGAAGAUCAUCAACAUCUUACAAUUUUUAGUGUCAUAAUGCAUUUUUCAGUUAAAAAAAACUGACUAGAACGGCUACUAAUUGAUAUUACCAAGUGCUAUUUGGGAGAAAAUGGGCGCAUUUGAACGUUUCAAAAUGUACUUUCAUAUGUUUUGUCAGCUGCAUAUUUUAAAAAGACACAUAUCAUUCCAGCAUAACAAAUAUAUAACACAAAAAACAAACUGGUGAUGUGAGAUCAAUCUGUGUAACUAUUGAAGUAGCACUACCUACUGAUACAACUUUUUGUUAGCCAAAAUUAUAUAUUUUUGUUCAACUGGAGUUCACUGCGUCUUAUAUGCGUAUUAUUACGUAGCGUAAAGUUCAAAAUGGUUGAAUUUUUGUAAAGGGAAAAAAAAAUUAUGAAGACAAACUCAGUCAGGAAAUUUAAAGAGGUAAAGAUUAAAACUUCCCUCCCCUAGGCUUGUAAACUUUUGUACAAAUCUCAGUUCCUAAUGCCUACUCUACCUUUUGAAUAUUCUUUUAGUGGACUAUAUUUUCAUUCAGAGAAUUAUAUUAAUCCUACUACUGUCCUGUUUGCAAAGUGAGUGUACUGCGAUUCUUUUCAGAAUUUUUGUCAAUGAUUCAUCGUCAAUUCAUCACAGGAUUUUAUCGAAGAAAAUUAAAUGACGAAAAUAUAUUGAAAUCAGAUUGAAUGUGAAAUUUGCAUUGAAUUUAACUUAGACUGAAGUCACUUCAAUUUUCUAAACUAACGCAAGUCUACAUUGAUCAUGUGAAUGAGUCAGCUCUCAUUUGGACUUAACCUCAAUUUCUAAAUUUUUAUUUCAUCUGUAGUUGUUAAAAACUGAGAAUGAUCUGACUGUGGUUUCGCAAAUCAUUAAAGCGAAAUGAAGACUUGAAACUUAAUCAUUUCAUCAUGAAGUGUCUUAGGCAGGUAUCAGUACAUUACUAUGACCGAAGAACCAAACCUACGACUACAUAAUAAUGGUAUACCGGAUAUAGAUAGAGCAAAACCAUCGAUCUACGUAUGACUUCCAGUACAGAGUUACUUGAUUCUUGCUUGGCAGGGCUGGUAGUGAAACGGUUAGAAUUGGGCGCAAUUUGCACGGCUCAUAAUAGCGCGGGAGCUAUGAAGUCCAAGGGGCGGGGUGAAUGGCAGAUUGUUUGACCUUCUUUAUUCAAAUAAAAUCAAGUGGUUACUGACGAGUGUGCAGGCACGAUGCUUAACCGUGUUUGGGUUCACUGUGACAGAUGAACCGCGUGAUAAGCUAACGGUGAAUGCGCCAUAAACGCACAUCGCCCACGCAUAAGCGCUGUUGACAAAAUUCGCAAAAUUAUAAAGUAGGUCAGGAAUAUAAUAAUCCACAGACAAUAAUAGAUUUAUUUAACACUCAUCACAUCAUCCAAAUGCCCAUUGAUUAUUGUAACUCGGGAAACCUGAAUCCGUGAUAGGAAAAAUAGGGCUCCAUUGAUCACAAGUCUCUUCAGUAGAGGUGCAUAAUUUCGCAAAUCAACCGUCAGAUAAUGCUGUUUUCUUUCCUACUUGACAUUUUAAUCCUAAAAUAGUCAUAAACGCUCAUAACAAUAUUAGCAAUUGUUGUACCCAGGCGUUUAAGUCUCCGAGUCAACAAACAGUGAAUCGAUCCCUGGUUUAGCUAUCGAUUGAAAUAGAUAAAGUUUUAUAUCACAGCGAAAACCGUUAAAAAUCCAUUGAUGAGGUUAGAUCGAGGGUCAAUAAUCAACGUGCAAAUCUCUAAAAGGAUCGGUUUCAAAGUUGUUUUCUAAGAAUCGGCAAUGAAUAAGACAUUUUGCUUUGCACCGAAUAAGUAUUCUAAAGUUUAAAACACUGUUAGAUAACAGCUGUAAUUUUUCAUAAUCUUUCGGUGAUAAAUUGCUGAACUUAAGAAGAUACAAAAGAAAAGUAUUAAAAAAAUUUCGUUUUUUCGAAUUUCGUUUAGUCUGAAAUUAUUUAAAAUUAUAAGAUAAAUCCAACAUUAAAAACACAUAAUUUAGCAUGCAUUGAGCAAAAGCUCUCUAAUCUCCAGUAAUUAAAUUUAAAAUUUGCAAGAAAAGUGCUCUUUAAACUACCUUACCGGCAUAAUUUAUGAGGUUAGGCAUACAUUUAUUCAGGUUAAUAACUGCAACGGCUAAAUGACAUCAAAGUCAGCGCAGUAAAAGUAAAUUAAUUUCUCAUCUAUGCCAGGAAAA
Messenger RNA from Bemisia tabaci, 5436 nucleotides. RefSeq lists its product as uncharacterized. Lineage: Eukaryota; Metazoa; Arthropoda; Insecta; Hemiptera; Aleyrodidae. The record is from RefSeq and is a predicted model, not a curated record. Gene Ontology annotation, cellular component: membrane.